UUUGCCGUGAACCGAGCCCCAGAAAAGUGUCGAGGAAGUGUGGAGCAGUAUCAGUAGCCGUAUCAGAGUCAGAGUCAGAAUCAGAAUCAGAUCUCAAGUCUGAGGCACAAUCGCCACCCAAUCGAACGCAUCAAGGCAACUCAAAUUCAAAACCAAAUUCAAAAUCAAAAUCAAAUUCAAACUCCAAUUCGAAAUUUAAAGCAAAUUUUUCCAAAUUCCCCCAACGACAGUUUUGUGCUGAAAGAAAAUCUACCAAAUUCAAGCAGGACCAGGACCAGACCGUGACAAGUGAAAGGAUGUCGGACAAGCAGCAAAAGGAGCAGGAGAAGGAGCCGGAGCAGGAUUGCAAGCUGGAGGAGAAGGAGGAGGAGGAGCAGCAGGAGGAGCUGGAGCAGCAGGUGCCCGGAAGCGGCAAUGACAGCUGCGGAUCUGGACCGGAACCGGAACCGGAAGUGGAACCGGAAGUGGAAGUGCAGGUAGUCCAGGGAGUGGCAAUGGCAGUUGCAGAACCAAAACCAGAGCCAUCGGGAUCGGCAUCCGGAUCGGAAGCACCUGCUCCAACCAAUCCAAAUCCAAAUCCGGAGCUGGAGCGCGACAGGGACAGGGACUCGCACGGCGACAGAACCACUCUUAGAGAUGAGUUUGGCACGCAGCGCGUUUACAAGAAGACCUCGCCGAACUGUGUGCUGACCCUAUAUCUGCCGACCCGGGAGCUCACCCUCACCGGCAACAAUCCGUCCGUCCUGCGCGGCAUUGUCUAUGUGGACCCCAAGGCCAUCCAGGGAUAUCGCGUAUACGCCCAGCUGACGCUAACGUUCCGCUACGGCCGCGAGGACGAGGAGGUUAUGGGUCUGCGAUUCUGCAACGAGGCCAUCAUGUCUCUCCACCAGAUUUGGCCACGUCUCGAGGAGCCCACGCCGGAGUCGCUCAGUCCUCUGCAGGAAGCCCUGAUGAAGCGCCUGGGAGAUGGCGCCCACCCCUUCACCCUCUCGCUCUCCUCCUACGCCCCCCCCAGUGUCCAGUUGGUUCCGGCCAAGCGGUACUACGGAGCUCCGAUCGGCACCAGCUACGAUGUCCGCUGCUUCAUCGCGGACAAGACGGAUGAGAAGUUCCAUCGCCGGGCAUCCGUGAAGAUGGGCGUGCGGGUCAUCUAUCGCACCGACGUCUUCCACCACUUGGCCCCCGAGCAGUUUGCCGCCUACGCCGGUCGACAACAACACGGCGCCCAGUCGCCGCCGGCCAGUGCCACGCCCCCCUCCGGAGGCGAGGGCGCUGACCAGCAGACAGCACACUCACACUCACACUCACAAUCGCAAUCGCAGCCGUCGAGCGGAUCCAAGCACAAGUCCAAGUCCGAGCGGGGCGACUCCUUCCCCAAGCUCCGCCUCUCGCCAAAGUCCUUCCGAUUCAGCGGAAGAUUCGGACGCAGCAAGAGCGAGAUCGAGAAGUGCCCCAACGAUCCGUUCCACAACUACAGCAAGUCCUUCCAGGAGCACUGCGACAGCAUGUUGCCGCCGCACACUGGCGCCGGGGUGACCGGGGGGAUCGGGGGCGUGAGCGUGGGCCCCUGCGGAGGUCCCCAAGGAUCCGUGGACAAGCCCUUCCUGCUGCACGACGGACGGGUCGGCUUGAGGGCCAGCUUGGACAAGGGCUGGUACACCCACGGCGAGGACGUCAAUGUGACCGUCAAUAUUCGCAACGACAGCCGCAAGACGGUCCGCAAAGUCCGGGUCUGCGCCAUCCAGCACGUGGACGUGUGCAUGUUCAACAACGGCAAGUUCAAGAACGUGGUGGCCGACUCGGACAACUUGAUCCCGGCGGUGGACCGCACGGUGGCCGCCGGAGCCUCGCUGAACACCACGGUGGUGCUGCGUCCGCAGCGCGGUCCCACCAAGAACUGGAUCGCCCUGGAGGACACUUUGCAGCGGAGCACCGAGCCGGAUGAGAUCACCGGCGCCAUCGCAGCCUCGGCCAUCCGCUCGCCGCACUUCGUCAUGCAGAACGCCCAGCUGCUGGGCGGCCAUCCGCUGGGCAGUCCGGCCCUGAUCACCCCCCACCCGCACCUCUGGCAGCCGGGAUCUGGCCAGGGCCAGGGCCAGGGCCAGUGCGGCAAUGGACAGAACUCCGGCGGCGGUGAGGAGCGCAACGUGUUCGCCAUCUACGUGUCCUACUACGUCAAGGUGAAGCUCACCCUCAGCGGUAUGGGCGGGGAGCUGUCCCUGAAGCUGCCCUUCGUCCUGGUCCACGUGGACGAGACCCAGCGGCCGGGCUUUGCCUCUGCCACUCUCGGCGAACUGCGCCUGGAGAUGGAGCGCCUGGCCCUGCAGGAUGCCCCCGUCGGCAAGAGGAAUGGAAGGCGGCAGGCGCGAGAGAUGGGCGAUGGACCCUCCACCAGUGCCGCCGCCGCCGCCGCCGCUGGUGCCCAAACAUCCGGACAGCUGGACGUGAUCGAGAGCCUGGACGAUGAGUUCAACAUCCGGGUGCCGGUGCCGAGGAACGACUCCCACAAGCGGCGGCUGCAGCGCAGCGAGACCCUGGCCCGCGAUCUGGAGGAGCAGGAGGAGCAGGCGCCGCUGCCGGAGGAGGAGGAGCACAUCGUGCAGAUCCAUCUGCAGCGGGUCUCGCCGGACGGCGACGAAGUGCAGCAGGAUCAGGAGCAGGGGCAGCAGGAGCAGGUGGGCCACGCCCCUGGAGCCCAGACCGGAGCAGUGCCCAAGUCGUCGAAUGUGUGAUUCUGAUUGUGGUCCCAGAUGUUUGCCAAGCGCAAGAGAAAGCAGUAGGAGCUGCUUGGAGAAGAGGUAUUGGGACGUCCAUGGACAUCCCCAAUCCAAUUGCGAUUUUACAGGAUGGCCUACCAUUAAUCUUGGCCAACUAGUUUUGUGCCAAAAGCAAAACAAGUAUUUGACCUAAAUAUAAGGGCAAAUUUC
Messenger RNA from Drosophila rhopaloa, 2927 nucleotides. RefSeq lists its product as uncharacterized. Bases 297 to 2732 code for a protein of 811 amino acids. The transcript is spliced from 8 exons. Gene Ontology annotation, cellular component: cytoplasm. Gene Ontology annotation, molecular function: G protein-coupled receptor binding. Gene Ontology annotation, biological process: G protein-coupled receptor internalization; signal transduction. Lineage: Eukaryota; Metazoa; Arthropoda; Insecta; Diptera; Drosophilidae. The record is from RefSeq and is a predicted model, not a curated record.